Pantherophis guttatus is the source of this 3176-nucleotide messenger RNA. RefSeq names its product APC down-regulated 1 (gene APCDD1). Lineage: Eukaryota; Metazoa; Chordata; Lepidosauria; Squamata; Colubridae. The record is from RefSeq and is a predicted model, not a curated record. Gene Ontology annotation, biological process: negative regulation of Wnt signaling pathway. Gene Ontology annotation, molecular function: Wnt-protein binding. Gene Ontology annotation, cellular component: plasma membrane.
GCGUGUAUUCGAGCUUCGUGUGCGUGAGAGAACUUGCGGGAUUUGGAAGAACUUCAGCGGUGCGGAAGAAAGGGAUUAUUAAAGCAAAAAAAAAAAAAGAGAUUUUUUUAAGAGCGCAAAAAAAAAAAAAAGUCCGGAAUAGAGAAGCUAUUGAAAAGCUGGAAAUGUCCUAUCCCUGCUGCAUCUUGGUUGGGUACCUGUUCCUAGUCCUGCUCUUGCAUGGGCUGGGAGAAGGUUCUGCACUUCAUGACAGCAGGACUCAUCCUCAAACAUUAGAAAAGAACGUGUGGCGAACUUUCAAGGAAUCACAGUGUCAUCACAUGCUGAAACAUCUUCACAAUGGAGCUCGGAUUACUGUACAGAUGCCACCCAUGAUUGAGGGACAUUGGGUCUCAACGGGUUGUGAAGUUAGAGCAGGCCCAGAGUUCAUCACAAGAUCCUACAGAUUCUACCAUAACAAUACAUUUAAAGCUUAUCAGUUUUACUAUGGAAGCAAUCGGUGUACAACCCCAAUCUAUACCUUGGUUAUCCGUGGUAAAGUCCGCCUUCGUCAAGCAUCCUGGAUUAUCCGAGGAGGGACCGAAGCAGAUUAUCAAUUGCAUAACAUUCAGAUCAUCUGCCACAAUGAGGCAGAAGCCGAUAAACUAUAUCAGUUGGUGAAUCGUACAUGUCCUGGAUUUGUAGCAGGAGAUAAACCUUGGGAACAGAAUGUGAGCUAUGAUUUAUGGAGAGAAGAGAAUGGCUAUGAGUGCACAAAGGCACUGAAUUUUGCUAUGCAUGAACUUCAACUGAUUCGAGUAGAGAAACAAUACCUUCAUCAUAAUUUAGAUCACUUAGUAGAAGAACUGUUUCUUGGAGACAUCCACACAGACCCUGCUCAAAGGAUGUAUUAUCGCCCAUCCAGUUAUCAACCUCCACUCCAAAAUGCCAAGAACCAUGACCAUUCGUGUAUAGCGUGUAGGAUCAUCUAUCGAUCAGAUGAACACCAUCCUCCAAUUUUGCCUCCAAAGGCGGAUUUGACUAUUGGAUUACAUGGGGAAUGGGUGAGCCAGCGCUGUGAAGUACGUCCUGAAGUGCUCUUUCUUACUAGACAUUUCGUUUUCCAUGACAACAAUAAUACCUGGGAAGGUCACUACUAUCAUUAUUCUGAUCCAAUCUGCAAGCAUCCCACCUUCACUAUUUAUGCAAAAGGCCGUUACAGCAGGGGUGUACAUUCAACCAAAGUGAUGGGAGGAACAGAAUUUGUCUUUAAAGUGAACCAUAUGAAAGUUACUCCAAUGGAUAUAGCUACAGCCUCUCUACUGAAUGUUUUCAAUGGAAAUGAAUGUGGAGCAGAAGGAUCCUGGCAAGUUGGGGUGCAGCAAGAUGUGACUCACACAAAUGGAUGUAUUGCUUUGGGAAUCCGUCUGCCUCACACAGAAUACGAGAUCUUCAAAAUGGAGCAGGAUGCCAGGGGGAGAUACUUGCUGUAUAACGGCCAGAGGCCUAGUGAUGGAUCCAGCCCAGACAAACCAGAAAAAAGAGCAACCUCUUACCAAAUGCCCUUAAUCCAGUGUACAUCAGCAGCCCCAAGAAUAGAAGGAACAUUAGAAGAAAACAUUCUAGGAUGGUAUAAUAAUGGAGCAUCAGCAAGCAAUUCCUGUGCAUUUGUGCUAGCCACAAUAGUUGCUAUUUAUACUGUGCCUCACUUGGACCUUCUCAGCUAGAACAUUUUGAAAUUUCUCAGAUCAGGGCAAUAUAAGAAUUGGGAUUCAUGAGACUGGCAAAGGGCAUUUUUAAGACAAGAAUAAUUAUUUUCUUGAUGCACUUGAAUGCCUAAGAAUUUUUAUUAUUUUCUCAUGCUUUCCUGUAUUUGAAUCAUGAACAGCACUCAUUUCUUUGAGCUUCACCCAGUCUGAUCUACGGUUUGACAUGACUGCACAAUAGUAAUUGCACUUUAAGACUGCAGUUUCUUUAUUUCAUGUUAAAAACUCUGUUACAACUAACCAGAACAUAUUCUGCAACCUUUCUUCCAUCAGCUUUGCUGUUGCAGUCCAUUGAAUUAAAAAAUAUUUUUUCACUGAAUUUAAUUAACAGAUAUACUUUUAUAGUGCCAAUAUUAGAAAACUGCAACUUUCUUAAGCUACAGUGUACAUAUGUAUAUACAAAAAAAUCAAACCAUGGAUGUAUCUAAAUAUACUUUUAUAGAUUUUACAUAUUAAAUGCUUAGAAUAAAAAAACUGGAUAAAUAUAAAAUCUUCAAAAAUUAAAAAUGUAUAAAGAUUUUGUGAAAUUAAAUUCAAUGAUGCAGAAUAACACAUGACACGUUUUAUAUUGUUGCUCAAUAUAUGAUAAUUUAAUGUUUUUCUGAUUUCCAAUAACUUGUAAUUAAAAUUGUAAAGUAAAAUGGGGGAGUAAAGAUUACAAGACUUCUCUGUUAACAGCAAAAGUAUUUUUAAAAUAUAUUUUCAUGAAAGAAAUGUUGUCAUGUUCAUUGCACGUACCUUGAAUCUCAUUUUAUUAAAGUGGGAAAUUAAUUAAAACAGGGCUAAAUCCUAACGUCAUUCUUUACAAGGAAACUUUUAAAACUAAGAACAUGUAGCAAUUUGUUAAAGAACAGAGAUUUAUAAGCAACUUAAGUCAAAUUGCAAAUUUACGUUGGUUGAGAAAAGUAGAGGCAUUUUGGAUGAAGAGUAACUCCAUCUUUAUUAGUAAUGGGAAAUAAUACACUACAAAUAUGUAUCAUCAUUCUUUUUCUUUAGAUUCACAGCUCCUUAUCAAAUAUAACAAAUCCAGAAAACACAGUAUUCUCCAGAUCGUUUUUUUUCUACAGGUGUGUAUUUGUGUGUACUUAUGCACUCACAAAUGCCUAUAAGGUUGUCAUCUUCUAGUAUGCAUGCCAACUACCACUGUGCAUAGAAAUAGCAAUGAAACAGAGCAUAUGGAUAAGCUGAACCACCAUUAUAAUCACAAAAUAUAACAAAUAGCUCUCUUACAUCUUAUAAAAAAGAGUGUAGUAUAUAGAUUAUGAUUUAGCCAUUUUGUAACUUUCUUAAUUUUAGAAGUCUAAUUGGAAUUAAAAAUACAAGAAAAAGUUAAAGUGAAGCUUAUCCUUUGAAAUUAAACUUUUUAAUAUGUCAUGUUUAACAUUGUAGCUUAUAAUUUAUUCCCUUUUUAAUAAAAUGUAUUAUUGAAAG